This is a messenger RNA of Clonostachys solani, 1608 nucleotides long. NCBI's taxonomy places the organism in Eukaryota, Fungi, Ascomycota, Sordariomycetes, Hypocreales, Bionectriaceae. The record is from the annotation of a GenBank genome assembly.
AUGGCUGACAGUUCAAACUCAUCCACGUCUUCCAAGCGUGAUUCGCUGCACACGGCGGGAACCGUUUUCUUCGUCUCCUCAGAUGGCCGUGUUCUCAAACUACCAAUCCCCAGCAAAUCGCGACGCGAUCCACUAACUUGGAGUCGCUCGAAGCGAACAUUGGCGUUUUGCGCUUUGCAACUAUAUUCUGUGGUUGCCUCCUUCGAAGUGAAUCUGCCCGGCCUAUUGAUACGAGCAGUGCAAAAUGAGUUUGAGAAAGAUGGCAUCGAAAAAGCUAGCUUCCAAUCCCUCUCCGCGGCCAUGACUCUCUUUACCGGCUUCGGCUACCUCCUAGGGAUUCCUCUCUCCACUGCAGUCGGACGACGGCCCGUCUUCGUAGGAGCGGCUGUGGUGACCAGCGCGUCAACGCUCUGGGCUGGCUGUGCCCCGAGCUUCUGGCAUCUCCUCGCUGCGCUCUGCUUCCAAGCCUUGGCUGUUGGCGCGGCCAUUGGCAUGUGUCUGCUCAUCCUAAUUGACGCGACGUUUAUCCACGAGCGCCCCAACGCCUUGUCCCUGUACUGGUGUGUGGGAUCAGUCUUCAUCAAGCUCAGCAUGUUGAUCCUGCCCUUCAUCGCAGACCUGAGCACAUGCUGGCGGUCCGUGUACCAGAUCUGGCUCGGCCCGUGCCUCGUCGCAACCGUGGCCGUUCUCCUUUUUGUCCCAGAGACGUAUUUCUUGCGGCCGCCCGUCUCUCUAGACGGCCGGAUCCUCGUGCAAAGCAGCUCUGAGAAGGUGGAGGUCUAUAAAGACUGGGGCAGAUAUGAGACAGAUACGGCCGAGCGACCUCUGCCAGCUUUGCCCGCCUCCAAUCGUUUCUGGUCUCGUCUCAAGAUUUCGCGGGCACCAGGCACAACCUGGAGUGCGGCUGUUGCCGCGUACAUGCAAAUGCUACUAUGCAUCCUCAACCCGCUCACAUUCUGGGUCUCUCUUCUUACUGGAGUUAUCCUCAGCGGAGUCAUCUUUCUGAACCUCACUCAGCCCAGCGUUCUUACACAAAGUACCCAAGACCCCGAGGCAAUCAGUGCGUGGCUCGGCGUCGCUGGUAUCAUCGGGUCCAUCUUGGCGUUUCCAGCCACGGGUCCUCUAGCAACUUGGUUUGCCCGGUACUACUCUCUGCGAAACGGGGGUGUUCGCCACGCCGAAGUCUAUCUGCCGGCCUUUGCCAUCCCCGUCGUGACGGGCUUGGCCAGCGUCUUGAUCAACGGCUUUGCCAUUGAGAAGCAGUGGAACUCGGGAUGGCUCUAUACUACCUCCGCCAUAAGUAUAUUCAGCUAUCUAACAGGAAACGUUGCGUUCACGAUUUGGAUCACCGAGGCCUUUCCGCGCUGGGCGGCCGCAGCGUUGGCCGUCCAGCUAUUUACAGGCAACAUGGUCAGUUUCGGUCUCGCCUCGGCCAUCUUGCCCUGGACGACAUCUCACCAGAUUAUGCAGCCCACUAUGCUCAUCAGCGUCCUGAUCGCCGUCUUGGGCAUUCUGGCAGUUCCCAUUGCUUUUUGGGGCAAGAAUGUGAGGCAGUACAUUGACGGGUGGUCGAGUGAUUCGGAGAGGACUGCUCUUCGCCCACAAUAA